Colletotrichum destructivum is the source of this 208-nucleotide messenger RNA. RefSeq lists its product as uncharacterized. The record is from RefSeq and is a predicted model, not a curated record. NCBI's taxonomy places the organism in Eukaryota, Fungi, Ascomycota, Sordariomycetes, Glomerellales, Glomerellaceae. The transcript has a single exon. Bases 2 to 208 code for a protein of 68 amino acids.
CAUGAACUCUAAAAGCCACCAGCAGAUGCAAUUUGAUCUCGACAAGCCGUGCUUGAUCCCAAUGAGGACUUCGAUUUUUUCACAAGAUACUUCAACCUACCGCUACCCUCAUCUACCGCCUAAGACGAGACAAAAACAGUGUAAGGGGGGGCUUCAUUUCUCGCAUAAGAACUUGAUUUUUCCAGAUCAGGCCUACUUUGCAGCCUGA